Molecule: messenger RNA, 3133 nt
Organism: Anolis sagrei ordinatus
Lineage: Eukaryota; Metazoa; Chordata; Lepidosauria; Squamata; Anolidae
Gene: TCP11L2
Product: t-complex 11 like 2
Biological process (GO): signal transduction
Source: RefSeq, a predicted model, not a curated record
CAAGCAGCUGCUAAUAGACAGCGAAGGACUAUGUAUAAAUAAAUGGGGGGAGUCGGGAGUUUAAAGCCCAAUGAGAACAGCUGACCGUCGAGUGCAGAAGCAGAGAGAGGAAAGCAAGGGAAAAGGAGACUGGACCCACUUUCUGUGGAGCUCACAGGGAUUUACCAGUUACCUUCUUAAUGAUCCUAAGUGCACAAAGCAUUGAAAGCAUUGCCUUCAAUGAACUACCGCAAAGUCUGUACGAGGAACUGCAUCUGAACUGGAAGACUGUGCCUGUCUCUGCAUAUUCGUGAUAGCUCCAUCCUGCAGGUUGCUUGCUUAGAUUUGUGUGCUGUGUCAAAAUGCCUCUCAACAAUGAGCAGAAUAGUGAAUGUGAUUCCUCAAGAUUCUCUGAAAGUGCAGCUUCUUCUUCCAGUGACUCUGAAUACUCCAGGCAGAGUUUCACCAGUGAUUCCUCAAGCAAGCCAAGCUCCCCAGCAUCAACAAGCCCUCCUAAAGUGGUUACUUUUGACGAAAUGAUGGCAGCAGCCAGAAACAUGUCAAAUUUGACCCUGGCUCAUGAAAUUGCUGUUAAUGAGAACUUCCACAUGGAACGCAUAGAACAUCCUCAGAACAGCUUGCCUGGAAGAGUAAAACAAAUUGUACACCAAGCAUUCUGGGAUCGCCUGGAGGAAGACUUGAAUGAAGAUCCACCUGAAUAUGAACAUGCCAUUAAGCUGUUUGAAGAAAUCAAAGAGAUCCUUCUUUCUUUCCUGAAUCCUGGGGCUAAUAGGAUGCGAAGUCAAAUCUGUGAAGUCCUAGACGCAGACCUCAUAAGGCAGCAGGCUGAACACAAUGCGGUUGACAUCCAGGGCAUUGCAAACUACAUCAUCAGCACCAUGGGGAAGCUGUGUGCCCCAGUAAGGGAUAAUGAUGUGAACCAGUUAAAAGCCACCGAGAAUAUUGUUGCAUUGUUGAGGCAAAUAUUCCAUGUUCUGGAUCUCAUGACAAUGGAUAUGGUUAAUUUCACCAUUCAGAGUCUUAGACCUCAUCUUCAGCGUAACUUGGUGGAUUACGAAAGAGCGAAGUUCCAAGAUAUACUUGAAGAAACACCAAGUGCCCUGGACCUGACCACAGAAUGGAUAAGGGAAUCUAUUCAGGAUGAAUUAUCUUCUGUAUCCUGUGAAACCUCUUCCCCUCCUGGUGCUAAUGGGACCUCUAAACCAAAUCUGAGCCCUACUUCGGUGCUAACCAACAGCUACUUGAAAUUAUUAAAAUGGGAUUACCAGACAAAAGCAGUUCCUGAGACGCUCAUGACAGAUGAAGGCCGCCUUCAGGAGCUAUCAGAGAAGUUGUAUCAGUUGAAGAUUAUAGCAUGCAUCUCUCUCAUUACAAGCAACGUGUUGGCUUCGGUUAUUGAAGGCAUUCCUACGUUUGUGGAGAAACAAAAGAGUAUUGCAUUUGUCUUGCUUGAUGGUUUGAAUAAGAAGAAUUUCAAUUUAAAAGAAGCUCUUAAUGCAAUAGGUAUCCAGACAUGUAGUGAAAUAAACAAGUCACUGACUGAGAGAAGUUUUCCACCACUGAAUAAGGAAGUCCAAGCAAAUUUAGUGGGUCAGCUCUGCAGCAUUGUUGAUGAGGACAAUUCUAUCAGCUCUUUAAUUGAUAAACGGAUUCAUUUAUACAUGAGGAGCCUCCUUGCAUCUCCAUGCCUCCAAAAGUCUAUGCCUGCAAUUCCAGGAGGCCUUGUGGUGGUUCAGGCUGAAAUGGAGACCAUUGGUACACAAUAUGCCAACAUUGUUAACCUGAAUAAACAGGUGUAUGGACCAUUCUAUGCAAAUAUUCUUCGAAAACUGCUUUUUGGCAAUGAUGAAGUCAACAAAACAGAACUUGCACCUUCUACUAAAUGAAAUAUUUUGGAUCUAUUUCGUUCCUUCGUUUUUUCACAGUAUUUAUAUCUUGAUUUGUACUUGUAUCCUUCCAAACACGUGUAACUUACAAUGACUGUUAAUAAGAAAGAUAAAAUAACAUGUCUAAAUGGAUUUGACUAUAACAAUUAUAUUGAAGUACAAAUUCCCCUGGAUUCCUAAUUUUUUAAAAAGGCUAAAUCUAGAUACAGUAGACCCAUUACAUGAAGUUCAUUGGUUCCAUGGGUCUGCUUUAGUUUGCAUUCACAAUUAGCUUAGCUCAAACAUUUUUAUUUGAAGAGAUGAAUUCUCUUUAUAAAGAUGGAUGUAUAUUGCACUAGGUUAAUGCAAUUGUUUUUCUCUUUCAUUCAUAUAUAUAUAUGAAUGAUAAAUAUUUGCUGACUAGCCACUAAUGCCUCUUUCAGAUGUUGAAUAUACUUUACUCUAGCACCUUUAUUGCAGACAAACUUUAUGGAGAUGAGAGUUAAUUUGAAUUAAAACAUUAGGACCUGACCCAUACCUUCUUCUCCCAAAGUGGCUUGCUAAUAAAAUAGUGAUAUUAUUCCUUCUACUACUCUUUUACUUAUGAAUUGGCAAAUGACAUGGACAGUUGGGCAUAGAAGGACAAGCGAUAUUCUUUAGAGUUUACUAGACUUUCUACUUUUGGCAUUCUUUUAUCCAUUUUCCAUAGCAAUCCAAUCCCACACAACAAAGAUAUGUUAAAAAAUAAACUGAUUGUCCCAAAGAAUUGAGAAUAUAUAUAUGGAGAGAGCCUGUUUCUAAAUUAGUGACAUUUAAAUAUCUACCGUGACCCUGCCUUAUUAGAAAUGUUUCUUGCAUACUUUUGACUAAAGUCAGAGGAUCAUUUUAAUGUAGCAGAUCUCUUGAGAGCCUGCAGUAUUAUUUGUACAUAGGCAAAAUUUAUAGCAUCUUUAUAUAUAUUCAGACUAUUGAAAAUAGAAGGGCUCAGUACAUUGGAUAAUACAGUCCUUCUUUUUGUACCAUAAUGAACAAACAUUUGCUCUUAGGAUGUGUAUAGCAUUCUGUCACUGUGAUUCAAAUGUUGAAUUCUAUAAAUGCAAAUACAUGUCUCUAAAUCAUCCCUACUGAUAGUUUAUAUCUCUGAAUUGUAUUUUUAUAAAAUUUCAUCUUAAACUAUACAUUGGGAACAAGGUGGAAUUUACUUAACUCUAUAAUGCUUCUGAUCACACACACUAAAAAAGAAACUAAAUAUCAGAAGCAUUGCAAUU